Molecule: messenger RNA, 4678 nt
Organism: Megalobrama amblycephala (Wuchang bream)
Lineage: Eukaryota; Metazoa; Chordata; Actinopteri; Cypriniformes; Xenocyprididae
Product: alpha-2-macroglobulin-like protein 1
Exons: 34
Coding region: 409-4626 (1405 amino acids)
Cellular component (GO): extracellular region
Molecular function (GO): endopeptidase inhibitor activity
Source: RefSeq, a predicted model, not a curated record
CACACCACUACAAGUCAAUUAACCAUCGUAAGGACUUAGAACACUAUUUAUGAAGUUAAAAAAAGUUACUUAGUUCUGCUUUAAGCCAUUGACGCAAAUAGGAAAUGCAUUGACACAAGUGAAAAAAGGUGAUAGACAAGUAACCUAGCAAUUGACGCAAGUAAAAACCACAUGUGCGUAAAUGAAAAGAUAAAGUGCGUCAAAAGAGAAUAUAAAUACAGGGGCCUUUAUAGCUCUCUGUGUAGUUGGAGUAGUAGUAGUAGUUGUGUAAUUUUGCUGAAGAAAGAAAGAGCAUACAAGCAAGCAGCAAGAGGAAGCCUUCGCCAGACCACAACCCUCAGAAGAUCAAAGAAGACACCUGAUAUUCUUAAGAGAAGAACAUAUACUGAAUAGAGAAGAGGGUUCUUCAUGGUGACGUUCCCUGCAGUGAUUGAGUCUGGAUCUGAAGCCAAAUUAUGCAUUUCUCUUCUGAAACCCCAAGAGAGUCUCACACUGACUGUUUCUCUGCUUGAUGACAAAAACAGGACAACUAAACUUGUGCAGCAGGUUUCUUCAACGCCAUUUCACCGCAGCUUUAGUUUCCAGGCUCCUCGAGUAGAUGGUGAGUCGGUGCAGAAGAUGAAGGUUGAAGUUCAAGGGAGGGUCUUCAGAGUGACCGAAGAGAGGAAAGUCAUGCUCAGACGUUACCUACCUUUGACCUUCAUCCAAACAGACAAACCCAUCUACAAUCCAGGACAAAUGGUGAAUUUCAGAGUUGUCACCAUGGAUGCCAAAUUUGUGCCUCUUGAUCAGAUGUACAAUCUGGUCGUGGUGGAGGACAAUAAUAAUAACCGGAUUGGUCAGUGGACAAACGUUUCUUCAACGAGGUGGAUUUUGCAGCUUUCUCAUGAGUUAAACCCAGAGGCUCAGAUAGGGAUGUACACACUAAGUGCUUUUAUUGGUGACCGAAUGAUCUCCCAGGUUUUUGAGGUGAAAAAAUAUGUUUUGCCCAAGUUUGACGUGACCAUAAACGCACCACAGACAUACAGUGUUGCAGAUGUGGGACUGAAAGUUGAGGCUUGUGCCAAAUACACUUAUGGCCAACCUGUACCUGGUCAAGCAUUGGUGGAAGUGUGCCGUGAUCCAUUUCCAUAUAUUGAGGUUCCAGACGUGACCCGCCAGUGCCUGCGUAAAACCAUGAAGAUGAAUGCCACAGGCUGUGCCUCCCUUAUUAUUGAUACGGCAGUGUUUUUCAACACCAAAUUUGAAAAUAACAUGCAAGACUCAUUUCUUGUAAAUGUGAACGUCACGGAGGAGGGAACAGAUGUAGUUAUGUCAAAGUCUGCAACCGUGUCCAUUACAUUUGAAGUCGGCAAGGUCACACUUUUGGACCUCCUGGAUUAUUUUGAACCUGGAUCAGCGAUUAAUGGAAAGAUAACAGUGUCUCGUUUCGAUGGGACUCCAAUUUUGAACAAAGCUGUGUAUCUCCUUGAUGGUAACAAUAACAAACUGCUGCUAAAUCUGACCACAAACCAGAACGGACUGGUCACAUUCUCUCUCAACACCGUUAAUCUUCCUAAAGCGGAUCUGAAUCUGGUGGCAAGUGUGACUCCAGAGGUGGUUUAUAGUUACAAAUCGCCAUACUUCACUACAGAUAUGAGGGUUGUUCAGCUUCUCCAACUUGCUUCUCCUGAUAACCCAUCAUUUAGUGAACUGACUAUAGUGAAGCUCGAGCAGCCGCUCAAAUGUGGUGCUACAUUUCCAGUGACUGUGAAAUAUUCUUUUGUUGGAGAGUCUGGUGGCUACAGUGCUGACAUUGUCUAUAUGGUCUUGUCCAGAGGAGUGAUCGUCCUCCAUGCAUUUCAGACGGUCACAGCAAGUGCUUCUAAUAAAGUCACAAGCGGCUCAGUGUCGUUCCAGCUGUCUGUCAGUGUUGACAUGGCUCCAGCGGUGCAGAUUCUGGUCUAUUGUGUUCUGCCCAGUGAGAAUGUAGUUGUUGGUAGUGCAUCAUUUGACACAGAAGCAUGUUUCCAAAACAAGGUGUCUUUGCAGUUCUCUCCAGCUACAGCUGUUCCUGCUGAGGGAAAUGUUCUGACUGUCUCUGCUCAAGCAGGAUCUCUGUGUGGCCUCAGUGCUGUAGAUCAGAGUGUCCGGAUCUUGGAGUCAGGAAGACGUCUGAGUGCUGAAAUGGUGUUCAACUUGCUCCCAGUGCUAUCACUAUCAAAUUAUCCAUAUGAAGUUGAUGAUGAACAGGAGUGUCUGAAUGUUCGACCCCGUCGAGCUGUUUCUGUAGACCAUGCCUACGACACCUUCAAGAGCAUGGGGUUGAAGGUCUCAUCAAAUUUGCCUAUCAGAGUACCUCAGUGUCUGAUGUACAGAGGCCAGAAUUAUUAUCGCAACUUCCGUGAUGUGAUGUUUUUCCGUCAUCCUGGAGCCAUGGCAAUGGCUGCUGGUCCAGAAGAAAUAAGUGAGGGUGACUCUUCCUCUUUUGAUGUGACCAUCAGGACUUACUUUCCAGAAACAUGGAUCUGGCAGCUUUCUGAAGUGGGAGCUACUGGAUCCACACAAGUUCCUCUCACGGUUCCUGACACAAUCACCACAUGGGAGACGGAGGCGUUCUGUCUGUCUUCCAAAGGUCUUGGUCUGGCUCCUCCUGCACUGCUGACAGUCUUCCAGCCCUUUUUCUUAGAGCUCUCCCUGCCGUACUCCAUCGUCCGUGGAGAGUCUUUUGAGCUGAAGGCCACUGUCUUCAACUAUCUGUCCAAGUGCAUCAUGGUUAAAGUAACUCCAGCUUCAUCUGCAGCCUUCACUCUUGGAGCAUUUAAUGAGCCGUAUUCAUCCUGUCUCUGUGCUAAUGGGAGAAAGACCUUUAAAUGGGUUUUUACUGCUUCUGUUCUUGGAGCUGUCAAUGUGACGGUCAAUGCUUCAGCUGAUCCGUCCCAGACUCGAUGUGGCACUGAAGCAGUGACCGUGCCGACAAGAGGACGCGUUGAUGUAGUCACUCGAAGUCUACUUGUCCUGCCUGAAGGAGUUGAGAGGACAAACACCCAGAGUUGGUUACUGUGUCCAAAGGGAAGCGUUCUUUCUGAAGAUGUGACUGUGACGUUUCCAACAAAUGUGGUUCAGGGAUCAGCCAAAUGCUCUGUUUCUGUCCUUGGAGACAUAAUGGGUCGUGCGCUGAAGAAUCUGCAUGGGUUAUUAAAGAUGCCAUCUGGCUGUGGAGAGCAGAAUAUGAUUCUUCUUGCUCCCAAUAUUUACAUCUUGCUGUACCUGGAAGUCACGGGGCAACUCAAUGCAGCCAUCCGAGAGACCGCCAUAGGCUACCUUCAGAGCGGAUAUCAAGGACAACUGAACUACAGGCACAGUGAUGGAUCAUUCAGCACAUUUGGUUAUGAUGCAUCCAAUACAUGGUUGACUGCCUUUGUCCUGAGGUCUUUUGGUCUAGCGAAGCGCUUUGUCUUCAUUGAUCCGAAUGUCCUUCAGAGUGCAAAGGACUGGAUAAUAAGCCAGCAGGGUUCAAAUGGCUGUUUCACACAACAGGGAACUUUGUACCACAAUGAAAUGAAGGGUGGAGUUGGGGAUAAUGUGACCAUGACCGCCUACAUUGUUGCAUCUCUGCUCGAACUAGGUGUCCCUGUCACGGAUCCUGUCAUCACCAACGCUCUGUCAUGCUUGAGGCCUGUCGUUGGGAACUUGAGAAACACUUACGCCACGGCUCUGCUGGCCUACACCUUCAGUCUUGCUAGAGAGACCAGCACUCGAUCACAACUUCUAACCUCCUUAAACAACCUUGCCGUUUCUGAAAGCACAAAGCUGCAUUGGUCUCAGACUUCAUCUGGUGAUACUCUGGCGGUGGAGAUCAGCUCUUACGUGCUGCUAUCGGUUCUCACUGAACAGCCUCUCACAACGGCAACUCUGGGCUAUGCUAACCGCAUUGUCAACUGGCUCGUGACCCAACAGAAUCCCUUUGGAGGCUUCUCCUCCACCCAGGACACUGUGGUGGCUCUUCAUGCCCUGUCUGUGUAUGCUGCUAAAGUGUUCAGCGUGGAGGGCUCCAGCACUGUUACUGUACAGUCCUCGGUGGUAGGAGGAGAGUCUUAUAGCUUUACAGUGAAUCGGGACAACAGGCUGCUGUAUCAGGAGAAGCCGUUGACGAAUGUUCCUGGCAAAUAUAGUGUUAAAGCAUCAGGUUCCACUUGUGUGUCUGUGCAGGUUGCAUGUUUCUACAACAUUCCGACACCCAUUAAAGCUGCCAGGACGCUGAGCAUCGAAGCAAAGGUGAAGGCAGACUGCCGACCGCUUGGAGCCAAUCUCAUGUUGAACUUCACAGUGAAAUACAAUGGAGCCAAAGCAACUACUAACAUGGUUCUAGUGGAUGUUAAACUCCUGUCAGGCUUCACAGCUGAUACGUCACUGCUUGGAUCUCCACCCCAGUCGUUCGCCCCACUGGUGGAGCGGGUUGAUUCUGAAGAUGAUCGUGUCCUAGUGUAUCUGAAAGAGGUUCCCAAAGGCGUCCCCACGACUUACACUCUGCAGCUGAAACAGGUUGUUGCAGUGAAAAAUCUCAAGCCAGCGGUCAUCAAUGUUUAUGACUACUAUCAGACAAGUGAUGCAUUUGAGACGACCUACACAUCCCCCUGUCAAUGAUUGUGCUAUAGGACAAAAAUGAAAUAAAAAAAAAAAAAUCCCUUUUAUGCAA